UCACCAGUUCUUAAAGUUAAUUCAAAGGAGCCAAAAACUGUUAAUUCAGGAAUUCUUCUUAAUGGACAUUUUGAUUAUAAUGUUAAAUUUAACUUAACACUUGAAUCAAAUGCUUCAACUCUGUGUCAAGGAUAUAGCGGAUUUGAGAAUAUUGCAGAAAAUAUAGUUGGUGUUGACUGCUGGACAUUACUUGGAUUUCCAAUACAUACUACACGAGGAAUUGAACAAACUUUGUACAGCUGUGCUAGUGUAGUUGAAGCAAGUGUAAAGUCCAUCAAAUUGCAAUCCAGUACAACAGGAGCAAUUAAUAUAACAGAUGUGCAAACUAUCCCAGCACAAUGGUAUAUUGAAAAGGGAACCCUUAAUAUUAUUGACAUGGAUCCUUGGUGGGGAGGAGUUGAAUUUGGAGAAAAACUUCCUAAUAAUAGUCUAUUAGUAAGCGAAAAUACUCUUUUAUUACCAGCAGGAGCUUCCAACACAUUGGGUACUAAGGCUGGUGCAAAUGCUGCUUCUGCUCCUGCUAUUGCAGUCCACAUGAUGCUUAACCUUGAAGAUAGUUCAAGUGGUUAUCGAGGGGAUGGAAUUGGAAAUUUGGCUUUAUUACAACAAUGGAAAGAAGAGGGAUUAACUGAAAAGGGUAUAAGUGGUAUGUACAAACGCCAAUGGAAUGAUAUUAUGAUCAAUAUGGUGACUCCUACCAACCGGGCUAAAAUCAUUGGUACCACUCAAUUUACAGUGAACAAAACAUGCUAUGAUGUACGUUUUGCUACACAGUAUUUGAUAGCCAUGUUUGGGCUAAUAAUUAUAUUUUGCAUACUUUUAACAAGUCUUAGAAAUGAAGGUGUUUUCAAUUCAUUGAUUAUAAUUAGACAUGUUAUUCAGCAAAUGGACCUUGGUAGAGCAAUAUUAAAUGCACAAGGAUGUGGAGAGGCAAACACUGCUGAUUCAUCACAAUGGGUAAAAAUAGAUGUGAAUAAUGCAAUCAGAAUUUUGAGAAAAGAAGAUUAUCUAAAAACAAAUCAAAGGCGUAGUACAAGAGGAUUAAACAUUCCUAAUGAUAUAGAUGAAUAUACACAAUUAACUAAUAAACAAAUUGAUGGUGUGGUUAGAAUUAUUAGACAAGGGCAACCAUUCUCUGGACAAAAUAUUGUUAUGGGAACACUAAAAUCAUUAUGA
Entrophospora candida is the source of this 1176-nucleotide messenger RNA. Lineage: Eukaryota; Fungi; Glomeromycota; Glomeromycetes; Entrophosporales; Entrophosporaceae. The record is from the annotation of a GenBank genome assembly.